Molecule: messenger RNA, 1500 nt
Organism: Aptenodytes forsteri (emperor penguin)
Lineage: Eukaryota; Metazoa; Chordata; Aves; Sphenisciformes; Spheniscidae
Gene: TRIM35
Product: tripartite motif containing 35
Exons: 6
Coding region: 1-1482 (493 amino acids)
Biological process (GO): positive regulation of apoptotic process; innate immune response
Molecular function (GO): protein binding; zinc ion binding
Source: RefSeq, a predicted model, not a curated record
AUGGAGAAGGGAGGCAGCCCCUCGGCCAGCAGCUCGGUGGCCUUGGCCUCAUCCUCCACGGCCACCUUGAAGGAGGAACUACUGUGCCCCAUCUGCUACGAGCCUUUCCGGGAAGCCGUGACGCUUUGCUGCGGCCACAACUUCUGCAAGGGCUGCGUGAGCCGUUCCUGGGAGCACCGGCACCACGUGUGCCCCGUCUGCAAGGAGGCCUCCUCGUUCGACGACCUUCGCAUCAACCACACGCUCAACAACCUGGUGGAGAUGAUCCUGAAGGAGGAAGGGCAGCAGCAGAGCCGGGCGGCCGCCCUCUGCCCCCUGCAUCACGAGGAAGCCCAGCUCUUCUGCCUGCAGGACAAGGAGUUGGUGUGCUUCGUCUGCCAGAGCUCCAAAGAGCACGAAGGGCACAAGAUGCGGCCGGUGCAGGAGACGGCGGUGGAUUUCAGGGCCAAGCUGAAGAACAUGGAGACCUCCCUGCGGGGUAAGGUGAAGGAUUUCGGGGCCGUGCGUCGCUCCUACGAGUCCAUCUCCAAACACAACCGGGUGGAAGCGACGCGGUUGGAGGAGCAGAUCAGGAGGGAGUUUGAGAAGCUGCACGAGUUCCUGCGGGGCGAGGAGAAGGCGCUGCUGGCCCAGCUGCAGGAGGAGACGCGGCACAAGCACGGCCUCAUCGAGGGCAAGGUGAAGCAGCUGGCAGAGGAGAGCCGGGCCCUGCUCCAUGAAGCCCACCAGCUCCAGGCAGAGCUGAAGGAGGAUGACUACACCUUCCUCAUGACCCACAAGAACCGCAAGCGCAGGAUCGCCUGCACGGCUGAGGAGCCGGAGGCCGUCUCCUCGGGGAUGCUCCUCGACAGUGCCAAGUACCUGGGCUCACUGCAGUACAACGUGUGGAAGAAGAUGCUGGACAUCAUCACUGUAGUCCCCUUCAGCUUCGACCCCAACUCCGCGGCGGGCUGGCUCUUGGUGUCCGAGGACCUCACCAGUGUCACCAACAGGGGCUACAAGCUGACGGUGGAGAACCCCGAGCGCUUCACCUCAGUCCCCUGCAUCCUGGGCUCCCACGGCUUCUCCACCGGUUUCCACACCUGGGAGGUGGACCUGGGCGGCAUCACGAACUGGCGGGUGGGGGUGGCCCGGCCACACGGUGGCACCCACUGGACCUUCCACCACGACGCUCGCUCCGGUUUCUGGUAUAUCUACCGCCUGCCCGGAAAGGACAGCGAGAUGUGCCGAGCAUCCAACACGGCGCGUUCGGAGGCGGCGCUGGGCGACCUGAAACGGAUCCGGGUGGAGCUGGACUGCGACGAAGGGGAGCUCUCCUUCUACGACACCGACCGCAAGACCCACAUCUACACCUUCCACGAGAAGUUCGGUGGCACCGUCUUCCCUUAUUUCUACGUGGGGGGCGCGCCGGUGGGCGCGCUGCCCAACACGCUCCGCAUCUGUCCCCUCCGGGUCCGCAUCCACGAGGAUGUCCCUGUCUAGUGGCCACCAUCUCCUGCC